UUAAGGUUUUAAACUGAAUUUAAAAUUACAGAUGAUCGGAUAGUAACUUUAAGUAUCCAAAACUUUCUUUAAACUUGUAAAAACAUCUUUUAAACGGAUUUGAAACCACUAUACGAAAAAGUUCAACUUUGGCAAAAAAACUGCAAGUUUUAAGACCUAUUCUGUUGGAAUAGACAUUUUAGUUAGAUAGAACUGAAAUGGCGGCCAGCGGUGGGAAAACGUAUGACUACCUGUUCAAGUUAUUGCUUAUUGGUGACAGUGGAGUUGGAAAAACCUGCGUUUUGUUUCGUUUUUCAGAAGACCACUUCAAUUCAACGUUUAUUUCCACCAUAGGCAUUGAUUUCAAAAUAAGGACAAUAGACUUGGAUGGAAAGAAAGUCAAACUUCAAAUAUGGGAUACUGCAGGGCAGGAAAGAUUUCGAACAAUUACUACUGCAUAUUAUAGAGGGGCGAUGGGCAUUAUGCUUGUGUAUGACAUCACAAAUGAUAAGUCAUUUGAAAAUAUAAAGAACUGGAUUAGAAACAUUGAAGAGCAUGCAUCUUCUGACAACAAGCGCUAAGCAGAGUCUUAAUGUGGAAGAGGCGUUUUUUACUUUAGCAAGAGAUAUCAAGGCGAAGAUGGAUAACAAAAUGGCGGAUUCUUCCCACCCUAACAUGACAACCAUUCAUGUAAAAUCCAGCGAUAAAAAAAGUGGAUUUUUCAACCGAUUUUGCGCAAUUUUGUGAUACAGUAGAACAGAGCUAUAACGUAAAGGCAAUGCUUCAGCUAUGAGAUUAUAAGCCAUCUUGGUGUAGGACUCUUCUUGUCAAAAUAUGGACCAUACUGCAAUAUUUUAUCAUAGGUUUCGUACAAUUAGUGAUGUUUUGAUGUUAUAACAUCUCAACUUAACCUAAAUAAGCAUUGAUAUGCUUUUACAAAACCUGGUAAAACCCUGCUACAAAGUUAUUUGUCAUCUUUAAAUUUUGUAAUAAGCCUAAAAUUGGCUGCAAAGCAAAAUUCUGUUGCAUGAGCACCUCUGCGGUACAUUACAUAUACACCGCAAUUCUAUAUUUCUCAUUCAUUUUUUCCAUUUCUGAUCUUGUACAUAAAAAAGAUUUAAAACAUUUUUAUUUUACUUAAGUUCACAUUGAACUGAAAGAAUAAAUGUAUCUACACAUUUACAACUAAUUGCGUUCAAAACUGGUGAGGUCUUUACCUAAAAAUACCUUUAUUUAUUGUAAUAUUAUUUGGCAUGGAACUAGGGCCUUAAAGGUAUGGCUCCCAAACUUCUGUUUGCCCCCAACCCCUUUUAAUCUCCUAAUAUUUGCGCGUCCUUAAUAUUUAUAUGCAGUACUGGAAAGUCGGUAUACUUUCAGCCGCCCCCAGUUUUUAAGGCCAAUCUACUAAAACAAAGGAAAUAUCGGCCAAAACUUAAUUAUAGGGACCCAAAAGAUAUAAACAAAUAUUUUAAUUGUCCUGUAAAAUGACAUGUGCAGUGUGGCUAGUAACAACAAAGUGCUAUGUCUUACCCCCUAUUACCCCAACGCCCAACUAACUAGCCUAACGCCUUUGAUUGCUAAAUAUAUUCAAAAUACUUUUGCCUCGCGUAUGUAUUUUUUUGCCCAUUACAACAAAACGUAAAAAAUACUACACCAAAUCUUUACAUAAAACCAAUAAACCUAAGUAUUAUUACCAGCUUAACUUAUUAUUUUAAAUUUUUGCAACUGUUUAGUCUUAAAUUUUUAAUCAAUUUUCUGUUACAUUUUAGUCAUCUUGACAUUCAUAUUUUUGGCAAAUACUGGUAAAAUUUUGGUUAAAAUGCCAUAACAGUAUUCUAUUUAACUUUGGUAUACAGAAGAAUGCCGUUUGCAUUUUAGGUCAAAUGGCAUAUUAUUUUAAUAGUUUCUGAUAAAAAAUGUAACAUAACCUAUCCUGACAAUCUUUGAUACAGCAUAAAAUAUAUAGCGCUAAAUGUAUUCGCAUUUCAUGCUGAAAAUAAAUAAAAAUAUUACUUGUCAUUGUGAA
This is a messenger RNA of Ciona intestinalis (vase tunicate), 2005 nucleotides long. The record is from RefSeq and is a predicted model, not a curated record. Lineage: Eukaryota; Metazoa; Chordata; Ascidiacea; Phlebobranchia; Cionidae.